Messenger RNA from Cadophora gregata, 2557 nucleotides. RefSeq lists its product as uncharacterized. NCBI's taxonomy places the organism in Eukaryota, Fungi, Ascomycota, Leotiomycetes, Helotiales, Ploettnerulaceae. The coding region runs from base 155 to 1225 and encodes 356 amino acids. The transcript has 4 exons. The record is from RefSeq and is a predicted model, not a curated record.
ACCUGCGCUACGGGCUUUGCGGAUCUUUGCUAUACAAUAUUUCCUCCUAACUAAUAUUUUUGAACUUACCACAGCACAGCAGGCGAUUAUAGCACAUCCUAAUAGAACGAAAGCGGCAAACAAUUGAAACAAAAACACCACAAUAUACGAAAUCAUGCAAGCACCACCACUUCCCGAUGCUCUCAAGGCCAGCGUCGAGGCCAGUAAGGUUGAAUAUGUCAACUUGGGCAAGAGUGGAUUGCGCGUCUCAGUGCCCAUCCUCGGUGCAAUGAGUAUCGGAGAUCCAAAAUGGGCACCUUGGGUUGCUGGCGAAGAAGAGUCCCUACCCCUCCUCAAAGCUGCGUACGAUCGCGGUCUCAAUACCUGGGAUACAGCCAAUGUGUACAGCAAUGGAGCUUCAGAAAUUAUCAUUGGCAAGGCGAUCAAGAAGUACAAUAUCCCGAGACAUAAGUUGGUUAUUUUGACGAAGUGUCAUGGGUCGGUGGGUGAGACACCGGAGGUUAGAGGGUUCUUCUUUCCUAAGGAGAUUAGAGCCAGCAAGGACUAUGUGAAUCAGGGUGGACUCUCCCGUCAAGCAAUCUUCAACCAAGUCAACGCCUCCCUCGCACGUCUCGACAUCGACUACAUCGACCUCCUCCAAAUCCACCGCUUCGACCCCAACACCCCCAUCGAAGAAACAAUGCAAGCCCUCCACGACCUGAUCCGCAGCGGCAAGGUCCGAUAUAUCGGCGCAAGCAGCAUGUGGGCUACACAAUUCGCCCGCAUGCAGUUCGUUGCUGAGCAGAGAGGAUGGACCAAAUUCGUUAGUAUGCAGAAUCAGUACAGCCUGUUGUACCGCGAAGAGGAGAGGGAGAUGAAUAGAUUCUGUAAUGAUACAGGUGUUGGCUUGAUCCCGUGGGCACCCCUCUGCCGCGGACACCUCGCCCGACCCCUCUCCGCCCUCGGCAGCACCACCCGGUCCGCACCCGAGAAAGAAAAGGGCCUCACCCCUGAAGACAACAAGACCAUCGAGCGCGUACAAGAACUCGCCGACAAGAAGGGCUGGAAGAUGAGCCACGUGGCGCUAGCGUGGAUCAAUAAACGUGUCACGAGCCCGAUUAUUGGGUUCAGUAGUCUGGAUAGGUUGGAGGAGUUGAUUGAUAUUAGGGGGAAGACUUUGACGGAUGAGGAGGAGAAAUAUCUUGAGGAGUCGUACGUUCCGAAGGCUAUUAGUGGGCAUUCGUAGAUGAGAUGGUUUGUCAGGGGAGAUGGAGAGGGGAGAUGGAGAGGGGAGAAGAUGAAUGUCGUUAUGGAGAAGACGAACAAGCGGCUGGAAAAAGAAAGUUCAAAAUGGAAGACUUGUUAGAUAAUCUCGCCAGAAGAGCAGAUCAGCAUUCUCUCGUCCCCCUCUCUUCAUUCCUGACGAAAUGCACAAUCUUUCUCUCUCAUCAUCUCUCUCUCAUCCUAUCAGCUAGCUCAUUUAUAAUAGCCCACCCGCCUCUCCUCCAUCCAACUAUAAACAUUAUCUCACCUUAUCAAUCUGCUUACAUCACAGUUACUCUUGAACCUGAAAACCCCCAGAACGAAGCAACCAAGCAACCAAGCAACCAAGCAACCAAGCAACCAAGCAACCAAGCAACCAAGCAACCAACCACCCAACUAUGCACCACCCACCCUGCCCUUCAACUACAUACCUACCAUCAGAUACCUUUACCUCCCUCCAUCAAAAAAAUCACAUCAACCACAUCAACCUCAUUUCGGCUCAACCCAGUUCAGCUUACUACAUACAUACCAAAUCUCCAACCAACCAACCAACCAAUGACGUCUACGGAGUAGUAGUAGUCUAGAUAUAGAGAUAUCACAGUUCGGAUUCGCUUCACUCACGUGUGUCCCAGGUGGGGGCUGCUUCUCUACUACUCGCCUGCUCGCUUGUGCAAAAGCACCUAACUUAUUCAAGCAUACCUACUACUCCAUCCCAAGCAACCUACUCCAUCUCAAGCAUUCUAAUUAUUUCCCGAGAUGCCGCUGCUGCUUACAUACAUUACCAGGACUCGACCCGACCCUGUUACCGAGACGAGGUGAGGUGACGUGAGGUUCGCCGCUUUCAUACAUAGAUAUGUCAUAAAGAGUAGAAUGGACCUUCUUAUUUGGGAAGAAGAAGAAUGAGUAUUGGUAUGAUUAUCUAUGAGUAGCUAGCUAGCUUGGUUCUACUGUAUUAUUGAGUUCUGUUCUGCUGGGUCGAGUCAGGUUGGGUUGGGUUGAGUCGGGGUGGUGCUUUGUGUGGUGCUUUGUGGUUGUUCGUUUGGGCUGUUAAUUUAAUUCAGUCAGAUGGUGUUGGUUUGGGAUGGUUUGGAGUCAUUGGCCUGAAUUGGUUUCGAUGGUUCAUUCAGGUAGCACAAGUCCGAGAAGGUGUGGAUGGAUAUUGGUAUAUGACUGAAUGGAAGUGGGUUUAGACGUGAAAUCAAAGUCGGAUGUGGACGGCAGGUUGGAUGGAUGAUGUGUGGAUCUAUCCCGUCUUGGACAACGUUGGAAAGUGUGAGGAUUGACGCACAGACGACCCCCCCUGUAGUCGGACGAA